AUGCCGUCGUUUGCCAACGACCCGAAAACCAAAUUUUUCAUGCCCAUUUCCCAUAUUUAUGAUCCUAUCCAGACCUCUAACGACAGCGCCUUGGAUCGCGGUUUGUUUGCUUUCCUCGAAGCAACCAAUGGCAACGAGUACCCCAAUUCUAUUCCACUCUCCCCCUCGAUAAUGGGUAUCCCUUGGCCCAGCAAGUUUCCUGACUGCCGUCAAUGCAAGCACUGGGAAACGGCAGAACGCAUGACGAAAGAGCUCCUCCAUGCUAUCUAUCAGAACUACAAGCAGGCACCGCAGGAUGACGGCAAACUCCCCAUCGAUUUACGAAAAGCCUCUACCAAUAAACGAGCACUCAAAGAGAGAGAGCUGAUAGCCACGGCCGUCAAAUCCACAGCUUACAUGUUUCCCGACGCCAGUCCCGUCAGAGCGGGAAUGAUAGCGCAGUCUAUGCUGCUUAUCUUCUUGCACGAUGAUGUCGUCGAAGAGUCCCCGGUGGACGCAGGCUCUACAAUCACAGACGCCAUCAUGGCCCCCUGGAUCGGCACCCAGGAUGAAAGCGCACAGCAUCCUCUGCACGGCUUCUUAAAAGCAGUCAUCGACGAAGAACCCAUUCUAGGGAAAAAUCUCCUCGACGGGGCGUUCGCCUGGAUCAAACACACAAAAGGCUACCAAUCAAUCCCACCUACCGUUUUCGAUUCCCUGAGGAAUUAUCUGGACUAUCGAGCUGUAGAUAUCGGGCGCGAAUUACUCCUCGCGCAAGCCGCAUUCGCAUGCAAUGCCCACCUGUCCGAACCGGAAAUGAAAGUCUUCGAUAAGCUCAUCGGUCUCUAUUCCGACCACAUCUCUCUAACCAACGACCUGUACUCGUUCGACAAGGAAUACAAUGAUCAUUGCAGAACCGGUGCGGUCCUUAUCAACGCGGUUGAUGUCGUGCGGAAGGUCCACCGAGUCUCCGAGUCCAUAGCAAAGCAGCUCGUUCGCGAAUCUAUUCUCGAAAUGGAAACUGAGUUUUCCGAGGAAUUCAAAAGAUUGAAGCUGUCGGGGGAGCUGUCUGAGGGUCAGCAACGGUUUGUGGAAGCGUUGACUCUGUGUCUUGUUGGACACAUCUUUUACUCGGCGACAUCGGGUCGAUAUGGGGGUGCAACUGCUGCUCGUUAA
This is a messenger RNA of Aspergillus pseudoviridinutans, 1155 nucleotides long. Its product is annotated as terpene synthase family protein. The record is from RefSeq and is a predicted model, not a curated record. The transcript is spliced from 4 exons. The coding region runs from base 1 to 1155 and encodes 384 amino acids. NCBI's taxonomy places the organism in Eukaryota, Fungi, Ascomycota, Eurotiomycetes, Eurotiales, Aspergillaceae.